GUGUAACAGUUGUGAAAAGGAAAUAGUCAGUAACCUGGGAAGCUGCUCGUGCUGGGCGAGUGAAAAUUCCACAGCGGUGUCUACAGAACGGUGGCGCGGGGACGGGGCUUCACUGACGAGCAGCCAUGAGCUUCUUUGGGUUUGGUCAAAGCGCGGACAUCGAUAUAGUUCUGAAUGAUGCCGAAACCAGAAAGAAAGCUGAGCAUAAAAGUGAAGACGGAAGGAAGGACAAGUAUUUUCUCUUCUUCGACGGGGAAACCGUGUCGGGAAAAUUAAACGUCACGCUGAAGUACCCGGGAAAGAGGCUGGAGCACAACGGCAUUAAAAUAGAGUUCAUCGGUCAGAUAGAGCUUUACUAUGACAGAGGGAACCACCAUGAGUUUGUGUCUCUUGUCAAAGACUUGGCUCGUCCCGGGGAGCUCACACAGUCGCAGACAUAUGACUUCGAGUUCACACACGUGGAGAAACCCUACGAGUCUUACACUGGUCAAAAUGUCAAACUACGCUACUUUCUGAGGGCAACAGUGAGCCGGAGAUUGAGUGACAUCAGCAAAGAGCUGGAUAUUGUAGUGCACACACUCAGCACCUACCCUGAGCUCAACUCCUCCAUUAAGAUGGAAGUAGGGAUUGAGGAUUGUCUCCACAUUGAGUUUGAGUACAAUAAAUCAAAGUAUCACCUUAAAGAUGUGAUUGUAGGAAAGAUUUACUUUCUGCUGGUGAGAAUUAAAAUCAAACACAUGGAGAUUGACAUCAUUAAACGGGAAACAACAGGCACUGGACCUAAUGUCUACCAUGAAAAUGACACCGUAGCAAAGUAUGAAAUUAUGGACGGUGCACCAGUCAGAGGAGAGUCCAUCCCCAUCAGGCUGUUUUUGGCUGGUUAUGAGAUAACUCCGACCAUGAGGGACAUCAACAAAAAGUUCUCUGUGCGGUACUACCUCAACCUGGUCCUCAUUGAUGAGGAGGAAAGACGAUAUUUCAAGCAGCAGGAGAUCACACUGUGGAGGAAAGGUGACAUAGUGAGGAAGAGUAUGUCCCACCAAGCAAUCAGUGCAGCACAGCGCUUUGAAGGCUCCUCCAAUCCCGAGAAGUCUCAAUCUAAGAAUGCAGAAGACGACAGCUAAAGCCCAUUGUGUGCCUCAACUUCGCGUAGUGAGUGUCUGAGCAAACAUGGUGCAGGAGUGAUUAGCGAAGUCUGAAUGUGUAUAUCAUUAGUUGUCAUUGAAAUCGAAGUGCUGCAGGCUUUUUUUUACAUAUGAGUGAGGAGCUUUGAAAUGUUUUGUGGUUUGUCUGACAAGGGAACAAACUUUUAGACAAAAAUCUUUAGUUUGUUUUAAGCACCUUGAAGUACCAUCUAGGUGGAGUUUACCACAUUAAAACUGAUUAGACAUCAGCUUAAUCUUUGUUAUAAAAUAAGAGAUGAUCCAUUAGAUGCACUUACCUAGGAUUUAAAAAAAAUACUAUUUGAAUUCACAGUUGUAUAAUUGUACAGGAUGCUUUAGAAAGCCACCUGGGGACAAUGGCAUUUCUAACAAACCAUUUACUUGUCUGAAUAGCUAGCUAGCUAUGCUGUGCAAAAAUGGAAAUCCUACAUCGAGUCUCUAUAAAAAGGAUUGAUGAAAAUGGAUCUCGCAGUAUAUAUCUGUAUGUUUGCUCCCAAUAAUGGCGUAAUUUAACUCAUCUUCGAACCACCCAUAGCUGGGAAUUAGCUCAUGUCAUUUGGUUUUAAUUCAAGAAUGUUUCAAGCAUUGACUUUUAUAAAUAAAAAUACAGAACUUAAAAAAAGCUCUAAAAGAGAAACAUUUGCAUAUUUGUAUAAGACAAUGUAAGAUAUUUUCAUACAUUCCAAAGCUGUCAUUGAAUAUACAGUAGGUAUGAUUACAGAGUAUUUAUUUUUUAAAACAAUAUUCAAUUUUUAACCAGCGUUUAACAUAUUUGAAGCAUUGGUUGUGGUUGUCGUUCAGUGUUGCCUUUAAACACGGUGGAGUCUUUCUCCCAUCAUAUAGUUACAGCCUCUGAGGGUGUGUGAAGCGAAUCUCUCUAUAAUCUCAUGCAUUUUCUCCCUCAGUGCUUGGACUAACAAGGUUUAAUGGUCAGACUAAUGCUUCUCAGCCAUCGGUUAGACAGCAGCUGAAUAUCUAAUAGACAGUAUUACCUACAUGUGAUAAUGCUUGUAGGUCCAGCUGUCAGUAAUCUGUAGCCUGCAGAGAUGUCCUAUGUGGUUGCUUAGUCUUGUGCCUAAGUUUUUAUUGCCAAAAUAUUCUGGAGAAUAAUCGUUGAAUGUCUAAAAGACUGCAAGUCUUUUGGACAUUUAGUUGAUGUACUACAUCCACUUUUCAUUAAGUUGAGUUUUGGCGUAACAUCAGUUAUAUAUAGUGUUAAUAUGGAAAAGAUUUAAUCUGUGAGAAGCUACUCAUUCAUAAUAAAACUCGGUAUAUUUUCCAUAAAGGUGUAACCUAUUCCUGCUUCUGUUCUGUCAUCUAAUUAAGAUCAAUGUGUUAUUUUGGCAUUCCAACCAUCUAGCAUUCUACACUAUAACGCACUUGUGAGAACAUAAGGUGAAGCUCUGAAACCGAGUCCAUGCUCAGAUGGGGAUGCUGUGCAACUCUGCAAAGUCCAUCACUGUGUCCCUUAUAGUUGUGGACCUUUUUCUUUUUCUUGGCAGAAAUGUCGUACUAUUGCUAUGCUGAAGCAAGACGUCCUCUGUCACCAGACUGCUGUUCAGGUACCUGCUAGCGUUUAGGAGACAACAGGACACUUUUAUUUCAUUGAUGGAGCUCUACUGAGGAGCCCUCUUUUUAGGUGUGUUUGUAUUACGGGGACUCUUUGCACUUUUAAGACAACAAACAGCUCUGAUUUCAAAUUGAUGAGAAAUGAAGAGGGUCUUGUCACUUUCUUACUUGCAGAUUCUCAAGACUUACGUAUUGGUCCUCUUAAAUAAGAGUGGUCAUUAAUAAGCUUAAAGGCAAAACCAUUCUAAGGAACAAAGAACCUAAUAGACAGUGAAACAUAAACCUGAUACAGAAUUGCAAGACGCAUGUUCUGGUUGAAUCACUGAUUCUUCAGUUUUGAAUACUGGAAGUGAGACGCGUGAAUCAAACAGAUAUUGAAUGUGACAGUUAAACAGGACAAAGAACCCCACUAGUACCACUUCACAGCUUAUUAAUUCACAUACAGUCAGCGAAUUGUACAGCAUGUAUUCCACAGUAUUUGUGACACUUUUGUUCAAGUAUUUUCCAGAAAUCCAAAGCAAUGGAGUACCGGUACUGUAUGCUCAGUGUUUAUAUUUGUUCAUUCAUUUACGUGGCUGUUUAACUUUUUCCAGUACUGGUACAGACAUACAGUAGCUAAACUAACCCAGUUAAUAAGAGACAUGAAAAAAUGCAGAAUGGGAAAUAUUGAUGAAAUACACAGUAAACUAUAAUUUCAGCUGAUUUCUUUUUUAUAUUCAUGUAAUAAAUGAUUCUGUUUAUAAAUGUUGAUUUGUGAUUAUUCUUUUAUUCAUGUUCUACUUUACAUUAAAAGGGAGAAGCAAAAGA
Betta splendens (Siamese fighting fish) is the source of this 3539-nucleotide messenger RNA. It is a transcript of the gene vps26bl, whose product is annotated as vacuolar protein sorting 26 homolog B, like. NCBI's taxonomy places the organism in Eukaryota, Metazoa, Chordata, Actinopteri, Anabantiformes, Osphronemidae. The coding region runs from base 126 to 1124 and encodes 332 amino acids. Gene Ontology annotation, biological process: intracellular protein transport; retrograde transport, endosome to Golgi. Gene Ontology annotation, cellular component: retromer complex; endosome. The transcript has 6 exons. The record is from RefSeq and is a predicted model, not a curated record.